AUGAGGUACCUGUACAUCAGUUGCUCUUUGUGUAUGGUGUAUAUGUGCACAAUUUAUGCAGAAGUCAUCUACACCAACAGUUGGGCUCUAUAUUUGAGUGGCACUCCUGAACAAAUCAACAAGAUUGCAAAGAAACAUGGUUUCCAUAUCUUGGGAAAGGUAAAACAAUUAUGUUAAUGUUAGUUCACUGUUUAUUUAUGUUAUAUAAUUAUUUUUAUUAUUUAUAGGUACAUCUUUUGGCAUAAUAUGACUACCUAGUAGUAGCUAAUUUCUUCUGGCAAAUUAUAUUUGUAGAUAUUUCCAGAUGGCAACUAUUACCAUAUGGAGCAACCAGGGGUGGCAAAACAAUCAUUGCAGGCACACUAUUUGCAUAAUCUUCGACUGAAAAUGGACCCUAAGGUGAAUAGCUAAUACAUCUGUAAAACACUUUCUAAAGUUGUCUGUGAUAACCAGUCCCAGUAUUGCUCUUAUUGUGAUGAGUGUAAUGAUCUACCUGUUUCUCAGGUGCUUUGGUUUGCACAGCAAUCUGGAAGGAUUAGAAAUAGAAGACACUCUUUCACAGCACCCACUGAUCCAUUUUUCAAUCAGCAGUGGUACCUGGUAUAUGUCAACAUUAUUCUUCCAUUUUUGUUUGAAGUUUAUUUCCAUAAGAAGCUCUUUAGAUUUUUAUUCUGCUGUUUGAGGUUUUUCUGCCUUGAGUGAAAGCAUAUGGUAAUCCCUGUUUUGAAACUGGAAAAUAAAAUAAAAAAUCUAAUGUAGGCCUCUGCUUUUCCAGAGUGAGGCAUUUGAUCAGAAUGUGGUGGCUGCCUGGGCUCGAGGCUACACAGGCAAAGGGGUAGUGGUGUCCAUCUUAGACGAUGGCCUAGAGACAAGCCACCCAGACCUUGCUGAAAAUUAUGUGAGUUAUCGAGAUUAUUAUUGUUGUAGGGGCACGAUUGCAAUUUGUUAAUCAUGAAGACAAGUAGAAAAUGUUCCAUCAGUAGAAAAAAAAACUCAAAUUUCAUUGUACCUGUAGGAUCCACUUGCUAGCUAUGACAUGAAUGAUAAUGACCCCAUCCCAGACACUCAAUACUCUCUGACCAGACCGAAGAGGUAAUUUGGCUGUGAUGUUAUUAAGAUUUUACUACUACAAGACAUUACAUCAUAUAACAUGUAUGAACUGCACUAUGUGACGACAUUCUGUAUUGAUGAACCCCUUUUGUCCUCUGCUCCAUAGGCAUGGAACAAGGUGUGCUGGGGUGGUGGCAGCGGUGGCAAAUAAUGGGGUGUGUGGGGUUGGAGUGGCAUAUCAGGCCAAGAUCGGGGGCAAGUAUUACCUAUACAUUAAAUAAUUAUCUUGUUAAUAGUAUUUAGAACAGUACAGUAAUUAUCCUGCUUUAAUUUUCACCCUGGCUUUUGCUGUGUUCUGUCCAGGAGUUCGGAUGUUGGAUGGACAAGUGACUGACCUGAUAGAAGCCAUGUCCUUAAACUUGAAUCAGCAGCACAUUGACAUCUACAGCUCAAGCUGGGGACCUGAAGAUUUGGGGAGGAAUUUGGAGGGGCCAAACACAUUAGCCCAAGAAGCCUUUAUCAGAGGCAUAAGCAAUGUAUGAAACAACUUGUACCGGUCAUCCUAUAUUACCUGUUUCAUCAGUAGUGCCAAUCCGUUGGCUGAAUAAUCUGGAGGCAAAGUAACUAGAGCAGUAAGAUCAUACAAUGAGUCUUAAAAAGCAACUGCAAUACCUUACAGGGCCGAGGUGGCUUGGGUUCCAUUUACGUCUGGGCUUCAGGCAAUGGGGGCGCCAGCUUUGACAACUGCAACUGUGAUGGCUACACCAACAGCAUUUACACGUUGUCUGUUGGUAGUACCACCGAAAGGGGAACUUUGCCCUUCUACAGUGAACCCUGCUCGGCCAUUCUAACAACUACCUACAGUGGUGGUAGCUUUCAUCACCACAGAAUUGUAAGUGUCUUUUUCCCAACUCAUACCAUAUUAUUGUUUUCAACAUUCAUAUAUACACUGAACAAAAAUAUAAAUUCAACAUGCAACAAUUUCAAAGAUUUUACUGAGUUACCGUUCAUAAAAGGAAAUCAGUCAAUUGAAAUAAAGGCCCUAAUCUAUGGAUUUCACGUGACUGGGAAUACAGAUAUGCAUCUGUUGGUCACAGACACCUUAAAAAGGUAGGGGCGUGGAUCAGAAAAUCAGUCAGUAUCUGGUGUGACCACCAUUUGCCUCAUGCAGCGCAACACAUCUCCUUCGCAUUGAGUUGACCAGGCUGUUGAUUGUGGUCUGUGGAAUGUUGUCCCACUCCUCUUCAAUGGCAGUACGAAGUUGCUGGAUAUUGGCGGGAACUGGAAAACGCUGUCGUACACGUCGAUCCAGAGCAUCCCAAAACUGCUCAAUGGGUGACAUUUCUGGUGAGUAUGCAGGCCAUGGAAGAACUGGGACAUUUUCAGCUUCCAGGAAUUGUGUACAGAUCCUUGUGACAUGGGGCUGAAACAUGAUGUGAAGGCGGCGGAUGAAUGGCACGACAAUGGGCGUCAGGAUCUCAUCACAAUAUCUCUGUGCAUUCAAAUUGCCACCGAUAAAAUGCAAUUGUGUUCAUUGUCCGUAACUUAUGCCUGACCAUACCAUAACCCCACCGCCACCAUGGGGCAUUCUGUUCACAACGUUGACAUCAGCAAACCGCUUGCCCACACAACGCCAUACAUGCUGUCUGCCAUCUGACCGGUAGAGUUGAAAUCGGGAAGAGCACACUUCUCCAGCGUGCCAGUAGCCAUCGAAGGUGAGCAUUUGCCCACUGAAGUCAGUGACAACGCCGAACGGCAGUCAGGUCAAGAGCCUGGUGAGGACAUCGAGCACGCAGAUGAGCUUCGAUGAGACGGUUUCUGACAGUUUGUGCAGAAAUUCUUCGGUUGUGCGAACCCACAGUUUCAUCAGCUGUCUGGGUGGCUGGUCUCAGACGAUCCCGCAGGUGAAGAAGCCGGAUGUGGAGGUCCUGGGCUGGCGUGGUUACACGUGGUCUGCGGUUGUGAGGCUGGUUGGAUGUACUGCCAAAUUCUCUAAAACGACAUUGGAGGCUGCAUAUGGUAGAGAAAUGUACAUUAAAUUCUCUGGCAACAGCUCUGUUGGACAUUCCUUCAGUCAGCAUGCCAAUUGCAGGCUCCCUCAAAACUUGAGACAUCUGUGGCAUUGUGUUGUGUGACAAAACUGCACAUUUUAGAGUGGCCUUUUAUUGUCCCUAGCACAAGGUGCACCUGUGUAAUGAUUAUGCUGUUUAAUCAGCUUCUUGAAAUGCCACACCCGUCAGGUGGGUGGAUUAUUUUAGCAAAGGAGAAAUGCUCAAUAACAGGGAUGUAAACAAAUGUGUGUACAUUUGAGAGAAAUACACUUUUUGUGCGAAUGGAAAAUCUCUGGGAUCUUUUAGUUCAGCUCAUGAAACAUGGGACCAACACUUUACAUGUUGCGUUUAUAUUUUUGUUCAGUAUAUUUAUUUUACAAAUAUGCAUUUAGAGUGACAAAGCAUUCUGAUAAAUCUUUGACUAGUUUAGCUUUAGAAUAAUCAUGCUUAAAAAGUAGUCACAUGAAUGUAAGAGGUUUCUGAAGAUGUGUGGAACUUGAAAGAGAUCAAUAUUUAUCUCACAUUCACCACCUACAGCAACAGUAAGCAAAGCCUCAACAAAAUACCUGGAUGAUGUUUCCCCUCUAGGUCACCACUGACCUGCAUCAGUCCUGCACCUCUGACCAUACUGGGACCUCUGCCUCUGCCCCUCUGGCUGCUGGGAUCAUUGCACUGGCUCUGGAGGCAAAGUAAGAACGCCCUUGUCUCUGCGCACCUGUAACUCAAUAACUUAUUUGUUGUAAGGCUUUGAGUCAUCGAGAAAGAUGAUAAUAUUCCAACUUCUCCCACAGCCCAACACUUACCUGGCGUGAUGUGCAACACCUUGUGGUGCGAGCAUCUAGACUGGCAGAUCUUCAAACGCAGGAUUGGCGGACCAAUGGUGUUGGUAGACCUGGUGAGACAUAAAGCACUACCUUCUAUUGUAGGUAGUUUACCAUUUAGGGAAACUGAGAUGUGAUUUGCUGACUGUAGGGCCUGAAAUUGAAUUUAAAAAAUAGUGAACUGGCAUCUGAUUUUCUUUAUUAUAGUCAGCCAUUACUAUGGAUAUGGGCUACUGGAUGCAGGUAGACUGGUGGACUUGGCCAGUAAAUGGAAAGCAGUCAAACCUCAAAAGAAGUGCACCAUUGACCUCAUUACCAGAGCCUUGUAAGAAAAACACCCUUGCCCUUUCAUCUCACUUAUGGAUAGUUAGUAGGAAUACAGCUACUUAUCAGUGUGUCCUACAGCUGUUUACAGUACACAUAAAUAUGAUAUUCAGAUAUUAUCGAGCAUAAAGAGUCAUUCAACCAAUUCAUAAUACCAACUUGGCCGGUUAGAUUUGUUAUACCUGAUUUGAUGUCUGUCCGAUAGUGAACUCCGCAUGAAACUAACAUUGAGGUGGAAUGUGACAGCUUGUCAUGGCACCAGGAACUGGAUUCGGUCUCUGGAGCAUAUCCAGGCACGUCUUACACUGACCUAUAGCAGACGUGGGGAUCUCUCCAUCACCCUCAUUAGCCCGAAGAAGACAAUCUCCAAUUUACUCACAACCAGGUAAGGCACAGCCAAGUCAAUGGACAGCAAGCUUGAAACCAAUAAAUAGAAGUAUGAAACCAUUUAUAGAUACUCUGUCAUAGGGUAGAAUACAUAUUAUACAUACGGCAUAAUGGUGAAGUAUCAGGAUUUACAAUAUGCAACAAGAGGUCCAAGUGUAACCCAUCUUGUCUUUAGUGUACUAAAAUAUUCCAAUCCAAUGUUGCAUCACAGGCCUUACGAUAAAACGUCUGCAGGAUUCUCAGACUGGGCCUUCAUGAGUACACACUGCUGGGAUGAGGAUCCCUCUGGAUAUUGGGUUCUACAGAUAGAAAACAACGGAGAUUCAACUAACAGAGGUACACUGACUUCAGCAGUCAUUCUCAAACUGACAAAAACAAAGUUGGAAUUUAAGGUGUCAACUUCAAUAACACAGCGAGUCUCUUAAAACACAUCUCUGGUAUCUCAAUUCAAUUAGUUAAUGGCAGAAAUAAAUAGUAUACAUUACAUCUAACACAUUACAUCUAAUGUGAACCAGAAAAAAUGUAUUGUCAUCCUUAACUAGUAUUACAAAUCAAAAGCAUUCAGUGCUGCAGCUAGCGUGACAGCAGCUGGCUCUGUUUGGCUCAGGCUUUCAUCAUCUGUUGGUAUCCAUCCUGUUCAAACUCACUCUUUCACAUCUCAUCAAGAUACAUACUACUUAAUGUAUUCAUGUCAUAACAUGAAAAUGAUUUGUUUUUGUUCCCAAUUAAGUUAAUGUAUUUAUUUGUAUGCUUUACAUUGUGCAUAAUGAACAUGUUAUACAAUGUACUCAGCCACCAACUCGUUUUUUUUCUUUGUUCAUAGGGAUCCUGUUGAAAUUUCAACUAGAGUUGCAUGGGACAGAUGAACGCAUGAUUGGCCGUCGCAUUGAGAGGGCAGUGGUACAGCAGUGUGCAGUGAGGAAUUCUGAUGGCGGCUGUGAAGGCAGGCUGCAACAUUAUUCAUUCCCUGAAUUUAGUUUACAAUGAAACAGUUGCACACACACUGUAAUUUCACGUUCUAUAAGACAGCUAGAAAAUGUUACUAACCAAGAAAGUAUCCUCCGUUUUUAGAGUGUAUCUACCCACUGUACGUAUUUGAGAACAUCUGCCUGAUGUACUGUCCACCUCACUACUAUGAGUUAAAUGGAAACAGCACCCGCUCCUAUCGGAGGUGCUUACCCUGCCAUCGCAACUGCCACACUUGUUUUGGCAAACAGGACACAAACUGUCUGGACUGCCCUCCGUAUUCCACCUUGGAUUCUCGUCGCAGUACCUGUAGUCCCCACGUCUACCCCUGGGACCACAGAGGUAAAGUAACCAAUGGCAUGGAUCGGACAGCAGCGGUUCUGGGCAUCCUGAUGGGAGGGCCGCUGGUGAUUUUGUGUGUCAUGUGGGCGAUUGCAUGGAUGAGCAGGGCUUGUCUACCACGUGGUGCUGCCAGGAACCAGGUGGACAUCAGCACCAGGCAUAGCAGUGAGGAGUCCAGGGAUGUGGAGAUGGUGGUAUUCAGUAUUACAGAAAGCCAGACAGAGAACAGCGAGAGUACAUCUACAUUCACCAACAUUCCCAAUACUUCAAGAGAAACAUGA
Messenger RNA from Coregonus sp. 'balchen', 6222 nucleotides. The record is from the annotation of a GenBank genome assembly. NCBI's taxonomy places the organism in Eukaryota, Metazoa, Chordata, Actinopteri, Salmoniformes, Salmonidae.